Messenger RNA from Oldenlandia corymbosa var. corymbosa, 2979 nucleotides. NCBI's taxonomy places the organism in Eukaryota, Viridiplantae, Streptophyta, Magnoliopsida, Gentianales, Rubiaceae. The record is from the annotation of a GenBank genome assembly.
AUGGCGGCUCAGAAUAUGGACCAAUUUGAAGCGUUUUUCAGGAGGGCCGAUUUGGAUCAAGAUGGAAAAAUCAGUGGAGCUGAAGCUGUCAGCUUUUUCCAAGGAUCCAAUUUGUCCAAACAAGUUCUUGCUCAGAUAUGGAUGCACGCUGAUCAGAGCCACACUGGGUUCCUUAGUCGUCAAGAAUUUUAUAAUGCUCUAAAACUUGUUACAGUUGCACAGAGUAAGCGAGAACUAACCGCAGAUAUUGUCAAGGCAGCACUAUAUGGUCCUGCAUCUGCUAAGAUACCUCCUCCACAGAUAAAUCUCGCAGCACUCCCAGCACCUCAGUUAAAUCCGGGAGCCCCCACACCUACAACACAACUUGGGGGAGCUGGCGUAUCCCCUGUUGCUUCUCAAAACGUUGGUGUCAGAGGAUCAUUACCACCAAAUACGGGUAUGGGCCCCCAGUAUCUUCCAUCCAAAAGUAUCCAGACUGCGGGGCCCGCGGUUCCUAGUUAUACGGCUGCUGCUACAACAAGGCCUCCUGUUCCUACUCCUAUGGCUACUACUACACGUCCAUCACUUGGUGUAUCUUCUCCAGGUUUCCCCAGGGGAGGUGGUCCACAAUUAGGUCCUAGUCCUCUGAACUCGGGUAUGUCAAAUGACUGGCUUGGUGGUGGAGCUGGACCUGCUGGAAACUCUGUUGGACCAACAGGACACGUUUUUAACAGGGCUGGCCCAUCACCAGCAGUUACUGCAUUAGCCAAACCACAAGAUCCAAAGGCGUUGACUGGUCCAGGCAAUGGUGUUUUGUCAGACUCCAUGUUUGGAGGUGGUUCAUUCUCUGCUACUCAAACUAUGCCACAACAACCUUCCUUGGCUCCAACAAAUUCAUUAAGCAGUACAGCUAUCUCUUCUGCAGCUAUUCCAAAACCAGAAGCUCCAGAAUCUUCUACUGCAUCCGAUCCUUUUGCAGCAUUACGAAGCACUUAUAAGAUGCCUUCUACAGGAACUUUGCCACAGCAGACAAAACCACUUCCAAAACCUAAUCAGCAAAGUUCGACAGCUCAAGUUGCACCGUCCUAUUCAGCAGUAGGGGGUGGUGGAAGUUCUACUUCAGAUGAGUCACAAGCUUGGCCGAAAAUGACGCGUGCCGGUAUUCAGAAGUAUGCAAAAGUUUUCAUGGAAGUAGACUCUUUUAGAGAUGGAAAAAUUCGCGGUGAACAGGCACGCAAUCUCUUCAUGAGUUGGAGGCUGCCAAUGGAGGUCUUAAAGCAAGUGUGGGACCUGUCAGAUCAAGACAGUGAUAGCAUGCUUUCUUUGAGAGAAUUUUGUAUAGCUCUCUAUUUGAUGGAGCGAUACCGGGAGGGUCGCACUUUGCCAUCAACUCUUCCUUCUAGUAUAAUGCUCGAUGAUACUCUUUUAUCCAUGGCGGGGCCCCCUACCACUUAUGGAAGCACCGCCAGCUGGGGACCUAAUCCUGGCCCAAGACCACAACAAGGUAUGCCUGGUUCUCAGCCUCUCAUGCAUCCUGGCGUGAGGCCUGGCUUACCACAACAAAUGCAGAUGAAUCAGAAAAAUGCUAGAGGGCCUUUGGUGGAGAAUUCCAAUGUCAAUAUGUUGAGUAAUGGGGAGAGAAAUUCUUUGGACAAUAAUGGUCCGGAGGCCACAGACACAGAAAAAAAGGUUGAAGAUAAGGAGAAUUUGAUUCUAGAUUCAAGGGAGAAGCUUGAAUAUUACAGGACAAAGAUGCAGGAUCUGGUUUUAUACAAAAGUAGAUGCGAUAAUCGACUCAACGAGAUUACCGAAAGAGCACGGGCAGAUAAGCAAGAGGCUGAACUACUUGGCAAGAAAUAUGAAGAAAAAUACAAGCAAGUUGCAGAAAUUGCUUCAAAGUUGACUAUUGAAGAGGCUGCGUUCCGUGAUAUACAGGAGAGGAAGCAGGAAUUGCAUCAAGCAAUAAUUAAAGUUGAACAAGGUGGUAGUGCAGAUGGUAUUCUUCAGGUUAGGGCUGAUCGAAUACAAUCAGAUCUCGAGGAGCUAUUGAAGGCUUUAGCAGAACGUUCUAAGAAACGCGGUGUAGAAGUGAAGUCAACUGCUUUAAUUGAACUCCCCCCUGGCUGGCAACCUGGCAUUCCGGAGAACGCAUCUGUUUGGGAUGAAGACUGGGAUAAGUUUGAAGAUGAAGGUUUUUCAUUUGAUGUUACUGUGCCUGCGAACUCCAAGAUAACGUCUCAUGAAAACGGAAGUUCUUCUCCGAUCAAUAAUACCCUUUCUCCUGAUGUAAUGUCACAUGAUGAUAGAUCAGAAAGAGGUUUCACACAAGGGGAUCCUAAUGGUUUUGAGGCAGAAGAAUCUUUAUUUGGCCAUAGCGAUGAUGAAUCAAAAAGUCCACGUGCGAGUCCAGCAAGACAUGCAACUGUGGAGAGUCCUCCGAGUUUUUCAGAUGACCAUUUCCGGAAGAGUUUUGACGCAGAUUCUGAAUCUCACAGAGGCUUUGAUGAAUCAUGGGUCUUUGAGAAUAAUGAUGAUGUGGACUCUGUUUGGGGAUUCGGUACUAAGGAUACGGACCAUAAUAAGAAGCAGACAGAAGAUUAUUUCUUUGGUUCCAGCGAUUUUGGAGCAAGUCCCACAAGGACAGAAUCUCCCCAAGCCGAUAAUUCAUUCCAAAGGAACACAACCCGGAUUGGUUUCGAGGAUUCAGUUCCGGGCAGUCCAGUCUCAAGGGCUGGAAACUCUCCUCGUGGUGGUGAUCCUUUUUUCGACAGUUUCUCGAGGUAUGAUUCGUUCAGCAGCGGACAGCAACAAGACCGUGGCCGAGAAACCCUAACCAGAUUUGACUCCAUAAACAGCACCAGGAGUUUCGACCAUGGUCGAGGAGGUUUCUCAUUUGAUGAUUCAGAUCCAUUUGGUUCCAGUGGUCCGUUUAAGGUCUCGUCAUCCGGGGAUAGUCAAACCCCUAAAAAGGGCUCUGAUAGCAACUGGAGUUCUUUCUAG